Messenger RNA from Cuscuta epithymum, 7074 nucleotides. Lineage: Eukaryota; Viridiplantae; Streptophyta; Magnoliopsida; Solanales; Convolvulaceae. The record is from the annotation of a GenBank genome assembly.
UUAAGUAAUGCUCAAAAUAUUAAUAUGGAAUAGGAAUUAAUUAAUAUUCAAGGAAGAAGAUUAAAGAAAAUAACUCACAACUUACAAUUCAUUAAGCUUCAAAGUAGCAAAACCAAGAUGGAAUAGUUUAGCUCCUCAUUUGGAGACUAAACAUGAAGAAAAUAUAAAGAAAUACUUGUCUAAACUGAGCUUAGAAGUAUAUAGGAAUUGGUGAAUUUAAUGUGAAGGAAAUAAGGUGUAUUUAUAGCAAUUUGGAGCAUUCAGGGAUGUGUACCCGAUCGGGUUUUCAGCUCACUCGAUCGAGUACAUUAUGCAGCUUCCUCGAAGCUGGAAAAUAGGGUCAUACCCGACCGGGUCUGUCAGUCACCCGACCGGGUAUGACACCCGAACGUGUUAAAAAUCUUCCCGCAUGAUGCUUUGUUCCCGGAUUUGAUUUGAUUCGAUUUUUCAGCAGUGUACCCGACCGGGUAUAGGUUAUACCCGACCGGGUACAGACAAAAAACGAGAUCUUCACUUUUUGUCUUGCAUUUUUGCACCUUCCUUCCACUUUUGGGGUUCACCAAUGGUCCUUUGAAUGAUCUUUGACCUGUUUGAGCUCAGAAUAAACCUAAUAUAAACAAAUUACAAACAUUUUUACAAACUAAACUAUUACACCAAAAGUGUGUAAUUUCCAAAGUAAUAAUCAAUCUAAACUAAUUAAAAACACAAACAUAAACAUGGAAAUUACAUGAAUGUCAUAUGACCUGCACGGUCUUUAAUAUGGUGGGUAAUAUGGCAGGUACACAACUAUUCAAGACACAAUAUGUUGUCUUGAACAGGGCCGUCUUGAGGACUUUGGAGGCCCUAGACGAAAAACUGCUUAAUAUUUAGAAAUUAUAAUAAUAAUGUUAUUUGUAUGACAAAGAAAUCAAAAAUAUAUGAGAUGAAUGGAGUACAAACACAUCAUAUGAGAAACAACACAUAUCCAAUUUUCUAAGAAUGGUCGUGUAUUUUUCUUUCUCGUCAUUAAAACUCGUAUCACCAACAAUUAAAUUGUCGUUAUGAUCAUUUACACUCUCAUUCUCAUUUCUAAUUUUUGCAUUAUCAUUUGGUUCAUUGUUUUCAUUCUCACAAACUCUUCUAAACUUAUUGUUUCAGUUUGUACCUAAAGUCAUUACAAUACAGACAUAUUUAACCUUUAUAGAAAAAUCAUAAACAAAAAAAAGAAAAAAAUUUACCAAUAUGAUUUCUAGUGACAAUCACAAAGUCAAAAAAAAAAUAACUACAUUACUACGACCGUCAAAUUAGGUAAAAGAUACAUAGAUAUUUCUACCACCAUCUAAUAAACUAAUUGUAAAAUUAGUGUAUGUAUUUAUCAAACUACUUAAAUUACCAAUACAUAAGAACAAAAGAAGCAUAUGAAUAAUGUAUAUUCGUUGAUCAUUAAUCAUAAGUUUAUCUUUUAUACUCCAUAGUUUAUUAGUUUUAUUUUAUGUGUGUGUGUGUGUAUUAGUCUUCCUGUCCAGCGCCGCCGGCCUGAUGGGAACGGCUGAGGACAUUUUGGGAUGUUUUUCAUCAAGUCUAGUUUAUCCAUAUUAAAUUUAAGCUAAAAAUUCAAUCGAGAAGGCAGUCAAAUAAAUUAUUGAAGAACACUGCGCAGUUAAUAUAAAUAAACAGCGCAGUCUUUUUCAAAAAACUUAUUUAACUGCCUCCCCGAUUGAAAUGAGAAUAGAUGUGAGCCAUUGGAUUAACUUCUAAUAUAACCGUGUGAUCCAUCUACGUAGAGGGUAUCCAUGUCAAUUUACUUUCAACCGUUUCCUACAAUCUCGUUCACGAUUCCUUUCCUUUUAUUUCUGCGCCAGUCUUCCCUCCUUCCUAAGAUACUUCCCCUGCGACAUUCUCUUCCCCUCCGACCUUCUUCCCUCUUUCUGCGAUGCGAUGGUCAUUCGAUAUCUGUGAUUUUGCUUGUCGAGGUUUUUUUUAUUCCGCCGCUGGUUUGCUGCUUCAUCUUCUUCCAUGGAGUUCGGUUAGUAUUCAUUCUCAGUUUUUCUUAUUUCAUCCUUUAAUUUAUAUGUAUUUGUAUCGUUUUUGUUUUGGUUGAUUAUGUGAGGUAGUACACAAAUUUGAUAUAAUUCAAUAUAAUAUAGAUUGACGAUUAUUCGUUUCAUCCUUUAAUUUAUACUCCGUAUAUAUUCGUAUCGCUUUUGUUUUGGUUGACCAUUCUUAAUGUAUAUAAAGCUUUAAAAUAUGUGGUUAUAUGCAUUUUAAAAUUUCUAAUUAUUUUGCUCGUACACUUUAAAUUUUAUUACGAUGCUCUUAUAUGCAUUCUGAUAUUGCACUUUUACUCUACUCUUUUUUGUUUUUAUUUCAGCUGUUAAUUCAUAUAUUAUCUUUAUAUGUUUUUUGGGUGAUUAUGUGAGUUAGUACACAAAUUGGAUAUAAUACAUUAGAAUGUAGCUGGAUUAUUUUUAAUUUCCUUAAGAUAUUAUACAUAAUACGCUUGUAGCGUAACCAUUCUUAAUGUAUAUCAAUCAUAAAAAAAUGUGGUUAUAUGCAUUUUUCUUGUGCACAUUUAUACUUUAUUACGAUGCUCUUGAAUGCAUUAUGAUGUUGCACUUUUACUCUGCUUUAUGUGCUAAACCAUGUGUUUGUGAAUCAUUUGUGUCCAUGGUUCCAUCAGUUUCGAAUGACGUUCCCUUCAGCGCAUCUACAUCAAUUUCUCAAUCGUUUGAUGUUAAUUCAAUGAAAGUUUCUCCGGGAUCCACCAUGUACUGGACACCUGAUUGUGAUCCUGCUUUAAAACCGUGUGUUGGUAUGUUAUUCAAAACCUUACAUGAUGGUAUGCUUUUUUUACGACCAGUAUGCAUCAGUUUGUGGUUUUGAAUCACGUAAAAGUAGUCAAUCGAGGGCUCGCGAUGGCGUUAUUGUAUGGAAAUAUAUGGUGUGUAAUAGACAGGGCUUCAAAAACGUAUCUAAAUCUACGAGGUUGUACCUAACACCGAUUCAUGCAACAAUGUUGAUUUAGAUAAUGAGUUACGUAUUGAAAAUGAAGAUUUCACUAUUGAAAAUGAAUCAUCUGAUUCUUAUGGAUGUGAAAAUGAAGAGUAACCUCACAUUGAAGAGUUAAUAACUCCUGGCGUAUGUGUUAACGAUGAUAAGAAAAAAAGACGCAGGGUUUCUAAUAGGUGUGGUUGCAAAGCACGUGCAGUUUAUAGGCUUGCCGGCACUAGUGGAUAUGAAAUUACAUUCUUUGAGGAGAGGCAUAACCAUUGUAUGUUUUCUGAUUCUUCGAUGCCAUUUCUCAAAGUGAAUAAGAAACUUGACCUUGGGCAUCAUUUUUUUUUGAAUUGCGCUAAGGCAAAUACAUGCAUGAUGAAAUGCUAUCGAUUGUAUAAGGAAACUGUUGGCGGUUAUGCCAAUAUUGGUGCUACAUCCGUGGAUUUUAAGAAUUUCAAACGUGACUUGAAGGCUUAUUUAGUUGGCGUGGAUGCUCAAAGGUUGAUAGAUAAGCUUUUUAGAAAGAAAGAGACUUCUUCCGCCUUUUGAUUUGACUAUGUUGUUGAUGAGAGUGACCAGUUGACACGUAUAUUUUGGGUGGAUCCAGUGUGCGUAAAGAACUACGCGUUAUUCGGGGAUGUUGUUUCUUUUGAUGCUACCUACGAGACAACAGGUAUAACAUGGUUUUUGCCCCUUUCACCGGCGUUGAUAAUCACAAAAAGUGCAUUACUUUUGGUGUGGGUUUGUUGUUGAAGGAGGAUGUGGAAUCAUACUUUCAGCUAUUUCGUUGUUUUCUAAAUGCAAUGGGUCGAGAACCAAAGUGCAUCAUUACAGAUCAAGACAAAUCCAUGAAAAUUGUUAUUCCACAGGUCUUCACUACAGCAUGUCACAGAUUUUGCAUGUGAUGUUGGUCCCAAAUAAUAAGAUUGAAGAACAGCUAAAUAAGAUCUACAAUAAUAUAGAGAAGGAUUCUUAAUAAUGAUUGAGAAAUAAUCUGAACAGAAGAAAUCCUUACGCUAUACUAUCGAGAAAUAAAGAACGAAAACUCUGAGUGAAAGGCGCUGUAUAUUUCUGAUUAUCGAUUAUUCGGUCCUGUACCACAUGUACGCAUAUUUAUAGGCGUAGGUACAGGUACUGAAAUGGUAACCUAGAACUCUGGGCCUAAGGCCUUUUUGGGCCUUAUUACCAUAGUUCAUUUAUUCUUUACAUAAUGGCUAUAAAUGAUAAAACUAUUCUAAUUGGAAUAACAAGACUCUAGACAAACUUGAUCACAAUAAAUAUUUUCCUCAACACGUUUGCAUUUCCUAUUAAUAAAUAAACAGCGCAGUCUUUAACAUAGUCCUAUUAAGGUAAAUCUCCUUUGAAAAAGACUACACACACUGUGUAAGACCUAAGUAAUGUGUUUUAUCAAGAGUUUUAGUUGGAUCCCUCACACGUUUGCAUUUUCCUGCUUUAUGAUUGUAAAAAUAGGAUUUGGUUAACUUGCUCUUAAAUAAAUUAUGAACUCCAACUUUGAUUGUGCUUGGAGGACAAAAUCACACUGGGCCACGCUCAACCUAUCAGGCUCUUCUUUGAAGUCAAGCUAAGAAGACUACCAUGGCCAUGGAGGACUCUGAUGGCUACACUAAACAAGUGCUGCAUUGCCAAACACACCGGCUUCGACAAGUGCAGCAUCUACCUUUUGACUGUCUUCCAAGGCGUGGCAUUCAUGAAAAAUUAUGACUACGUCUCGCUGAUCUCGGACAACAAUCUUGAAAUGAUCAGAAAGAGGAAAAGGACCAAUCAAAUCAAACAUCUACCAUAUUUUAAAUGGUUUUCACUACUGGUGCGACGCUUCUCCAGAACAACUCCAUCCAUCCACCGAAGACUAUCAACGGAGAACGUAAGCAAGUAUCUCCAAAAGAUGACUAAGGAUUCAAUGCUUGUACCACUCUUAAAUACUAGUGUCUCUAUUGCAGUUAGCUGAUCCGAAUGAUCCAUCUGUCCGACGCUACUGCCAGAAGAAUAACAUUAUACUCCCUAUGGCUCAGAUAACCCCCCCGAGCCUACCCAAGGGAGUCAGCCAAGAGCAAGUGAGGGUCCUGAGAGUUCAACCCAGCCACAUAGACCAGCGGCGGUUUGGCCCCAUGAUGAUCAGACUAUGUCUGCUGAGGGCCACCCCCAAGUUGCUGAGGAGACUACCUAUGACUCAUCUAGCCCAGCCAGACUACAAAACGCUGACGAUGAGGGCUCCGGGAGCAAGGCUGGAAAGAGCAACAACGUCAAAAGUGAUGAGGACGAAGAUGAUGAAGACGACAACGCAAGGAAAGCCAUGAAAGCUCCGAUACAAAAAUGCUGAUUCGAUAUCAAGCUUUCUACGGCUGCAGAUAAAGAGGUGUCUUAUUUGAGAAAGAACACUUAAGGACAGAUUAUCAGUGAGACUCGCUCUAAGUAACAUCAUGAUGUCCUCUCUUCAUCACUCAUUCCUACGCAAAGAGUGCAAACAUCAAGCAACCAGGCUGAAGAAAUGGCCUUGUAUGACGGUUUCUCAGACCUAGAUAAAAUAAACCGGGCUAAAGUUUGGCUCAGAGUCAGGACGUGGCUGGACAUUCCUAGGGAGAUGGGGACCAUGCUGAGCUCGUUGAAAUGGAUCAAGAGGAAGAGACAAGGCUCGGGGAUCAAAGCUAAGGCGGCUAGGAUUGCUUUUUGCUACUCCAUCUACUGGAUCUGGAGGACCCGGAAUGCUACAUGCUUUGAUGGCCUUGUUCCCAAAGAAGAAGAUGUUUUUGCGAGAAUUCAAUACAUUGUUUACAAGAUUUUGUAUAGUCUUUAUCCACACGAACUUGUAAAGUUGUGACGUGUUUUGCCCAACCUUCUCUUUGUUUGGGUUGGACGUUUCUUGUGGCUGUUUUUUGGGCUUGUUUGUGCUCCACCACUGCUUCGUUUUGGUGUGGAGUUUUGCUUGUUUUGGAGUUCUUUUGCUAGGUUUGGGUUAUCCAUGUUGGAUAACCUGCAGUUUUGUUUCCCUUUUUGCUUGUACAUUCUGAAUCUCUGUUUUCUUGGGUGGCUCCUUUAAUAUACUUACAGUUUAUCCAAAAAAUAAACCGGGCUAACCCCAUAGGCACAGAGACUGAUCUUUUCAGUCUCCGAGUAGAAGACACAGCAUCCAGCUCAACUGUGCAUACACAAGCCUCCCCUGACCACUCUGCUGCCUCCCAACAGGUUGUAGUUUCAACAUCAGGGGAUCUCAUACCCACUCUCUGCCCCCUUUCGGAGCAGUCGAGGAUAUCUAUAGUAACCACCAGCCCCAGGUCACUACCCCUCAUUAUACCACGUUGUGUCUAAGUGUCACCCUCCAUAUACUUUCUAAUUUUUCUAGGACACAUACACUUUUCACACCACCGCACUCUACAGGUCCACUUUACCUGUCAACAACGAUCGGAGAUACGUUGAUGAUGAUCGGAAGUCCUGCUGCUCAAUAGAUAACUCAAUCAUUAUCUGCAGGCCACACACUAGUAAUCUUUAUCGAUGUUGUGAUAACGGUUACUACCCCUGUAACCGGACAGCUUUACCCUACCGACCUUUCUGUCAUUUUGUAGCAUUUCUUGGAUUCCACCAUAAAACCAUGGGUGCACGAAGGAAUAACCGCUCGGGCACAGGAAUUCAGGACCACCCCGGCACUUCUUUAUGACAUCAUCCAAACCCUAGCUCAACCCUCAUCCUCUCACUCCCAACAACAACUCACCCCAAUCCUUACCCUAUGCCAUUUACCAUGCCAUUCAAUGACCUAGCAUCCAUUAUGCUAGCGAGAAUUCUGGAAACCAAAGAAGCUCCGCUCACUGACAAACAAAGAGCUCUGCUUGUGGUACUUGAAACCGAAAGCACAUGCAAUGACAGUCUCCGCGGUCACAAAUGUUCACAUGAGGACCCCAAUUAUUCGGCUCCUCAUGAGGGGGAGAAUAACAGGCAACGGAUACUCGAGCAUGGUGCUUCAUCUAGCCAAUAACCCCAACCUGAACCCUCAAACAACCAAGAUAAGAUGCAAGAAUUCUCUCAAGGAUGCAGAUUUUGAGGGGGAGUUUUCAAGGUUCUCCUCCCAAGCGCCAAUUAUCAUCAAAG